GGAGAAGGGAAGAAAGGUGAGGCCAAGUGGAAAAUAGCAGACCAGCUUUCUUGGGAAUUGGGGAGGCAAGGAAGGAGUUCCUGCGUUUCUGAUAGUCUGAUGGCCAACACUCCCUGAGUUGGGCUAUUUAGAGAUCCUGGAAUUGUUGUUGCUGUACUAGAAGUCCCAGUUAGCCACAGAUCCAGAAUUGGCCUUUCCGUCUUUACGCCAGAGCAGACAAACACAAUCAGGUGUUUGUUUUGUUCUGCUAUUUUAAAUGAAGUCAAAAUGCCAGUAAGACCAGAUCUCCAGCAGUUGGAAAAAUGCAUCGAUGAUGCUUUAAGAAAAAAUGAUUUCAAACCCUUAAUAUCACUUCUACAAAUUGAUAUUUGUGAAGAUGUGAAGAUUAAAUGCAGCAAACAGUUUUUCAACAAGUUGGACAACCUUAUGUGCAGGGAACUUAAUAAAAAGGAUAUGCAAAGUGUUUCAACCAUUUUGAUUUCUGUUGGAAGAUGUGGCAAAAAUAUCCGUAUAUUGGGGCAAGCUGGAUUUCUAACUAUGUUAAAACAAGGACUAGUCCAAAAGAUGGUUGUCUGGUUUGAGAAAUCCAAGGAGAUUAUUCUAAAUCAAGGAAAUUCAAAAGAUGAAGCUGUCAUAAAUAUGAUAGAAGACUUCUUUGAUGUUUUGAUGGUCGUACAUGAUGUCAGUGAUGAAGGUAAAAGGCAAGUAGUGGAAAGUUUCAUACCUCGAAUUUGUGCCCUGGUUAUUGACUCAAGAGUGAAUAUUUGUAUUCAGCAGGAGACUCUAAAAAAAAUGAAUGCUAUGCUUGACAAAAUGCCUCAAGAUGCCAAGAAGAUCCUGUCUAAUCAAGAAAUGUUAAUUCUCAUGAGUAGUAUGGGGGAAAGGAUUUUAGAUGCUGGAGAUUAUGACUUACAAGUAGGCAUCAUAGAGGCUUUAUGUAGAAUGACCACAGAAAAACAAAGGCAAGAACUGGCGUGUCAGUGGUUUUCAAUGGAUUUUAUCGCUAAUGCCUUUAAAGGAAUUAAAGACUCUGAAUUUGAAACAGAUUGCAGGAUAUUUCUCAACCUUGUAAAUGGCAUGCUUGGAGAUAAGAGAAGGGUCUUUACAUUUCCUUGUUUAUCAGCAUUUCUUGAUAAAUAUGAGCUACAAAUACCAUCAGACGAAAAACUUGAGGAAUUUUGGAUUGAUUUUAAUCUUGGUAGCCAGACUCUAUCAUUCUACAUUGCUGGAGAAAAUGAUGAUCAUCAGUGGGAAGCAGUCACUGUGCCUGAGGAAAAAGUACAAAUAUACAGCAUUGAAGUGAAAGAGUCGAAGAAACUGUUGACCAUAAUUCUGAAAAAGAUAAUGAAAAUUAGCAAAAAAGAAGGGAAAGAAUUGCUUUUGUAUUUUGAUGCAUCGUUAGAAAUCACUAAAGUGGCUCAAAAAAUUUUUGGUGCAAAUAAGUAUAGGGAAUUUACCAGAAAACAAAGUAUUUCAGUUGCCAAAACAUCUGUGCAUAUACUUUUUGAUGCAAGUGGAUCACAGAUUUUAGUGCCAGAGAGCCAAAUCUCGCCAGUCAAAGAAGAACUUGUUAGUUUAAAAGAAAAACCUAACUCCCCAAAGGAAUUUGCUAAACCUCUAAAAUGUAUCAAAAACAGCAAUCAAGGGGAUGGAAAAAAUAGUCAGCUCCAGAUAAUUACUCCUAGCAAAAGAAAAAUGUCUGAAGCAUCAAUGAUUGUUCCUGGUGCAGAUAGAUACACUGUGAGAAGCCCAAUACUAUUAAUCAACACAUCAGCACCACGAAGAGGAAAAAUUAAACCACCACUGCAAGUGAUGAGCUCUACAGAACAACCUUGUGUUUCUAAAACAUCAGAAAAUGGAGUGAAUGCUGUAUCACUUAAAUCUAGACCAGCUGAAGCAAGAAAUAAAGGAGAUAAUACAGAUGAACAUACCACAGCUGCUACAGUUGCAGAAAAGACAGAAAAUAAGAACACUGACUUCCCAAACCAAAAUUUUAAAGAGCUCCACAGUAUUGUUCCUGAUUCACAGGCAGUGGGAAAAACAAGUAAACCUCUAUUACCUGGUAUUUUAGACAACAUCUGUGAAACUAAAAUGCACUCCAAAUGGGCAUGUUGGACACCUGUAACAAAUAUUAAACUUUGUAAUAAUGAAAGAUCAAGUCCUUCAUCAGGAGACACAUUUAAUCAAGAUGUUGUUAUCAACAAAAAACAAAAGUCAUCCUCUUCAAUAUCUGAUGAUAAUUCUGAAGAACCAGGAAAGAUGCAAUAUAAAAAAGAUAUAAUGGAGCAUAAAGUAGAUAAAGCAGAAGCAGAAGCUUGCAAAAGAAACAAUCGACAACAACUAAAUCAUCCUAAACAUCUGGAGCAGAAAAAUAUUGAAAAUAACAACCAGAGUGAUUGGCAUAUUGCAUCUGAGACUACUUUUAAAUCAGUUCUCCUAAAUAAGACAGUUGAAGAAUCUCUGAUCUAUGGGAAGAAAUACAUAUUGUCAAAGGAUGUGAAUACUGCUGUUUGUGAUAAAAGCCCUUCUCCUGGAAAACAUGUAAAAAAUAAUAGAAAAUCAGUGAAAGGAUUGACUUCUGAACUUAACUCCUGGGAUUUGAAGCCCAAAAAAAUGAGAGAAAAGUCAAAAGGGAAAGGAUUUACUGAUGCAGCAGAUGCCUUGAUAAGCCAAAUUAAUAAGAGAUAUAAACCAAAGGAUGACAUGAAGUCUACAAGAAAGUUAAAGGAAUCUUUGAUUGACAGUGGUUUUUCAAACACAUCUGAUCUACGUCUCAGUAAGGAAAAGGUUCAGAAAAAAAGUUUUAGACAACUGAAGACUACUUUUGUUAAUGUUACCUCUGAAGGCCCAUUGAAUGAUGUUUACAACUUUAAUUUGAAUGGAGCUGAUGAACCUAUUAUAAAACUUGGAGUCCAAGAAUUUCAAGCCUCAUCUACUGAAGCCUGUGUGGAUAAUUCUAUAAAAUUGGUAGGCUUAAGGAAUCAUGAUGACCUUGAACCAUCUCUCAAAACAAAAGAUAAAAGAAUUAUAACAGAUAAUAAAAAGAAGCAUCUAUUUAGUGAUACUGACACAGAAUACAGAUGUGAUGACAGCAAGACUGAUAUUAGCUGGUUAAGAGAACCAAAAUCAAAGCCACAGCUAAUAGACUAUAGCAGAAAUAAAAAUGCGAGGAAACAAAAAAGUGGGAAAUCAAGAAUAUCCUUGGAAAGGGAGCAACCAAGAUCUAAAAUGAUACCCAACAAAAACAUCACCAAAAAGGUAGAUGAGACAGUUCCAGAUGGGAGAACCAGACUUCCACGAAGAGUGGCAAUAACCAAAAAAAAUUACAAAGAUCUCUCAAAUUCCGAAUCAGAGAGUGAACAAGAAUUUUCACAUUCAUUUAAAGAGAAAUUGCUAGUAAAGGAGGAAAGUAUCCAUUCCAGAAGUAAAACCAUGACGCUGCCAAAGAAACAACAGGAUGCCUUCCCUGCUGAAACACAAAAGGAAAUACCAAAAGAAUGGAAAAACUCAUCUCUACUAAAAGAUAGUAUAAGAGACAAUAACCUUGACUUAUUCCCUAUAUCUUUAUCUGGGAGUCCAUCAUCUAUAGAAGUAAUGAGAUGUAUAGAGAAAAUAACAGAAAGGGAUUUUACUCCAGAUUAUGACUGUAUAACAAAAUCCAUAUCACCUGAUCCAAAAAAUUCAUCAUUCGAAUCCUUAAAUAGUAAAUAUGGAGGUGGAGGCCCAGUACAGUCACCUAAAACCAGUGAGAAAAAUUUAGUCUUUGCAAGAGAAAGUUGCUCACCGAUUCCACAUCCAUUGUUUUUGCCCAAGCAGACUCCAGUCACUAAGAAUAAUACUGUUGAGAAUAGAAAAAAUAUAAAUUCUAUAGUACUUGUACAAGAGACACAAAACUGCAACAACUAUUCAGAUGUAAGCAGUUAUAGUUCAGAAAAACAGCUUAUGGAAAUUGAACCUUCAAAUAUCAGUGAAAAUCAGAUACAAAGUAAAAGAGAGGAAAGCCAUUCAGCAUCUCCAUUAUCCAUGUCUAGUGAAGGAAGAGAGAAAAUACGGUGUAACAUGUCCUGUGAUGCAACUCAUGUAUCAGGUCCAACUCGGCAUCCUAAUCGCAAACGGAUGUAUAUAGAAGAUAAUUUAAGUAAUUCUGAUGAAGUAGAAACAGAAGAUGAUGAAGAAAGAAGAGCCAUCUUGCUUCCAAGAAAACUAUCUAAAAUUGAAAAUGCAGAUUAUCACACCUACAAAAUGUUUGAAAGUAUAACUACAUUUUCAACAAAUGACUUUUAUAUUCCCGGGGAGCACUGGGAAACUCAGUGUUCAGGUGUGGGGAUGAUGUGUGAGAAACUUAAUAAAGAAUUUAAGAGGAAAAUUCAGAGCCACCACAAAAGAAUGGAUUAUUUUACUAAGGAGAAUUGGAAAUCAACUCAACAACAUAUGAAAACACUGAACCAUCAAAUUCAGGAAUAUAGGAUCAAAAAACUUGAUAAAUUCCAAUUCUGCCUCAUAGAAGAACUGGAGAAUUUUGAAAAAGAUUCACAGUCUUUAAUAAAUUUGGAGAAGGAAUUUGUGGACUUUUGGGAAAAGAUAUUUCAGAAGUUCAGUGCUUAUCAAAAAAGUGAACAGCAGAGGCUUCAUAUUUUGAAAACUUCAUUCGAUAAAACUGUCUUGCACAACACUGAUGAUGAAGAAAAUAUUUUUACAUCUGAGAUGUGCUUGAUGAAAGAAAACAUGAAAAGGCUACAAGACAGGCUUCUUAGGGACAUGCAAGAAGAGGAGCUUCUUAAUGUACGCAGAGGCCUGAUGUCAUUAUUCACGUCUGAAAGUAAUUAGAUAAUGUGUGAAAUCCAGUUAUUCUUUUUUAACUAUUACUGAGAAAAUACCAGAAUAACCUUACAAAGAGAAAAAUACAUGUCACUGAGCACAUAUACCUUUGCAGGAAUCUCAGAAUUCAAGGAAAUUUAAUCUUAUGGAUAAGGAAAAAAUAUAUGGCUCCAAGCCCAAAAGACUUUCAUCAACAGUCAUCAACAGAAUACUACACUUUUUCUAGAAAGAAAGUUUUGAAAAACGAAAUGGUAAAAGGAAUUGGCUUAUUUUUUAUUAAUAUAUUAAUAUUACUGAGUACACUCAAAAAACUAGUUUCUUUCAUGAAUUGGAAUGUAUUAGAUAAAAUAUAUUUUAAAUGAAUAUAAUUUUGUAUUU
This is a messenger RNA of Choloepus didactylus (southern two-toed sloth), 5196 nucleotides long. RefSeq names its product synaptonemal complex protein 2 (gene SYCP2). The transcript has 44 exons. Bases 268 to 4827 code for a protein of 1519 amino acids. The record is from RefSeq and is a predicted model, not a curated record. Lineage: Eukaryota; Metazoa; Chordata; Mammalia; Pilosa; Megalonychidae.